GGUGGCACCGGCGAGGACGCGGGUGGCAGCUCCCAGCGCAGCUCCAGCCUGUACGCGCGCGAGGCUCUGAUCGAGAUCGACUACAGCGACCUGCCCGAGGAGCUCAAGGAUGCCCAGGCAGAGGAGGAGAUCCGGCAGGAGAUGGCGGCGCUGCAGCAGCGGCUGACGGAGCAGCAGAGCGUCCUGCAGCGCAUCGCCGCCCCCAACAUGAAAGCCAUGGAGAAACUGGAGAGCGUCCGCGACAAGUUCCAGGAGACCUCGGACGAGUUCGAGGCGGCCCGCAAGCACGCCAAGAAGGCCGCCAAGCAGGCGUUUGAGCAGAUGAAGAAGGAGAGGUUCGACCGCUUCAACUCCUGCUUCGAGGCCGUGGCCACCAACAUCGACGAGAUCUACAAAGCGCUGUCACGGAACAGCAGCGCCCAGGCGUUCCUGGGCCCCGAGAACCCCGAGGAGCCGUACCUGGACGGGAUCAAUUACAAUUGCGUGGCCCCCGGGAAGCGAUUCCGGCCCAUGGACAACCUGUCCGGGGGGGAGAAAACCGUGGCUGCGCUGGCCCUGCUCUUCGCCAUCCACAG
This is a messenger RNA of Passer montanus (Eurasian tree sparrow), 575 nucleotides long. Its product is annotated as structural maintenance of chromosomes protein 1A-like. Gene Ontology annotation, cellular component: cohesin complex; nucleus. The record is from RefSeq and is a predicted model, not a curated record. Gene Ontology annotation, biological process: sister chromatid cohesion. Gene Ontology annotation, molecular function: DNA binding. NCBI's taxonomy places the organism in Eukaryota, Metazoa, Chordata, Aves, Passeriformes, Passeridae.